Messenger RNA from Blastomyces gilchristii SLH14081, 820 nucleotides. RefSeq lists its product as uncharacterized. Lineage: Eukaryota; Fungi; Ascomycota; Eurotiomycetes; Onygenales; Ajellomycetaceae. The transcript has a single exon. Bases 1 to 258 code for a protein of 85 amino acids. The record is from RefSeq and is a predicted model, not a curated record.
AUGAAAGAGGAGAGACGAGUCAAGGUGACAAAGAAGAAAGAGGAAGAGGAAGAGAAAGGAAACAAGCUUGGAGACGAAACGCCGAAAUCGAGGGGUCGGGUGCUGAGUCAGCGUCCUAGAGCAGCCGGGGUUCGGGAAUGCGGGGAUACGCUAGGCCACUCUUGGCUUAGUGAAGGGGAUCGUGUGGGUACGGGAGAAACCUCGGCCCAACAGUCCAGUCAUGACCAAGAUAUCUACGCUGUAGGGUAUCGAUUCUGAUUGUAGAAAUAGCGGGUCUCGGACGGAUGGUGUUAUGCUUUCCCGCUAGACGAUAUAGGUGGGCUAAGGUAACCUCCUUCUUCUUCGAAUUCAAAGGAUAUCCUAGGAUCUAUUAGCAAUCGCGCAACUCCCUCAAGGUUGAUUCCGUGCCUGGAUGGGAAGGGCGACAGAAGGGCGCGACAAAGGGAAGAAACAUAAGUGAUAUGAGGGGAAUAUGGGAAAGUAGCGUACAUAGCUUCUCAAAUAUUGGAUUGAUUUCCUUCAACCUGCCUGUAUUGUUCCGAAGGCUUCGUAGUCCACCGUCUGUGCAUACGUAAUUGGUAAGCAAUGUAAGGCAGCUAUCCAGCUUGAUUUGCGUAGAAUUGUUCUUGGUUGUUUGGAAGCUCAGGUAUCCUCCCUUGCACAGAGUCAAAGAACUCGAAGAAUGGGCAUCCUACUCAUCAGAUCCAGCUAUCCUUGAGAUUCCUCCCAGCUUCAGUGGGUCGGAGAUGUUUAUCGUAGUUCAUCAACUGUGCAUGAUAAGGGUGGCCCUCUCCGCACAUCCGCCUACAUUGGUUUCACC